AUGGCCGAGGAAGGCAUUGCUGCUGGAGAUGUAAUGGACAUUAACACUGCUCUACAAGAAGUGCUGAAGACCACACUCAUCCAUGAUGGCCUAGCUUGUGGAAUUCGUGAAACUGCCAAAGCCUUGGACAAACACCAAGCCCAUCUUUGUGUUCAUGCUUCCAUGUAUGUGAAGUUGGUGGAGGCCCUGCGUGCCAAGCACCAGAUGAACUUGAUCAAGGCUGAUGACAAGAAGCUGGGUGAAUGGGUAGGCCUCUGGAAAAUUGACAGAGAGGGAAAGCACUAUAAAGUGGUUGGCUGCAGUUGCGUUGCUGUUAAGGACUAUAGCAAGGAAUCUCAGGCCAAAGAUGUCAUCAAAGAAUAUUUUAAAUGCAAGAAAUGA
Molecule: messenger RNA, 381 nt
Organism: Trichosurus vulpecula (common brushtail)
Lineage: Eukaryota; Metazoa; Chordata; Mammalia; Diprotodontia; Phalangeridae
Product: 40S ribosomal protein S12-like
Exons: 1
Coding region: 1-381 (126 amino acids)
Biological process (GO): translation
Cellular component (GO): ribosome; cytosolic small ribosomal subunit
Molecular function (GO): structural constituent of ribosome
Source: RefSeq, a predicted model, not a curated record